UUUUGACCAUGUUUGACAUGUUGCUGACUCUGGUCCUGGCAGAAAGUAGCUCAGAACAAGUAUUAGUUGUUUCCCUCUGACUCAUUUCGUUCAUGGUCAACAGCCAACUGGAAUUGGCGUUUUUUCAUUUUAUGCUGAGAACUAUUGUAGAACUACUCCUGUUCCAUGCGAGCUCCAUCAAUAUCCUGAAGUCUGUUCGAGGACGGUCUGUUGUGCUUUGUGUUGCCAGCUGCCUUGGCUGUGUAACUAAGGCACAAUGGCCGAAGUUGACCCGGAAACACUGCUGGAAUGGCUGAGCAUGGGCCAGGGAGAUGAGCGCGACAUGCAGCUCAUUGCUCUAGAACAGCUUUGCAUGAUACUGCUGAUGGCUGAUAACGUGGACAGAGUAUUUGAAAUGUGCCCGCCUCGUACCUUCUUACCUGCUCUGUGCCGCAUCCUGACGGACGAGACCGCCCCAGAGAACAUUGUGGAGGUGACGUCCCGAGCUAUCACGUUCUACCUGGAUGUGUCGGCGGACUGUGCACGGCGCGUGGUGGCCCACGAGGGCGCAGUGUCUUCGCUGUGUACCCGCCUCGACAUGGUCGACGUCAGUUCGCGCGUUAGCCGCGACCUGGCUGAACAAAACGUCAAGGUUCUGGAACUGCUGGUGAGCCGAGAUAACAGCGCGGUGUACGAGGCUGGCGGUCUGAUGUGUGUACUGACGUUCAUCAGUGCCCACGGCAACGUGCUGCACCGCGACACGCUGCACAGCUGCAUGUCGGUGGUGGUGCGCCUCUGCUCGCGCCUAGACCCCGCCGACAGCACGGUGCCGACUGUCGUCCAGGCGCUAUCCGACCUGCUGCAGCAUGCCGAUCAGCAGGUCAAGGACGGUGCCCUACGUUGUUUUGCCACAAUGGCAGAGCGGUAUGUUCGCCGUAACGUCGACCCACUGCCGUUAAGCGCAUGUGGCCUGAUCAACGAGCUGCUCAGAAGGUUGAAUAGCGUGUCAGCUCGUUCCUCACAGUCCACUAGUGUGUCCUCCUCCAAGGAAAGUGAAGCAGCCAGCCAGCCCGAGUCUCUCACCUCUGUUUCACUGUCCAUUGGCCUUCUGGCCACUCUCUGCCGGGCUUCGGCAUCCAUUACUCACGAUCUUCUGCGCUCUGACUUGAUUGAUUCAAUAGAGGCUGCACUGAAGGGAGAGGAAAGCUGUGCUUCUGAGGUGGCCCGCUUUGUCAAUCUGCUGCUCGUGAUCAUCUUCAAUGGGCGCCGUGCGUUGCCAAAAGGUUCGGGCCACUUGCCUCAGUUCCCCAGCCUACACCGUGCCAGCAUCUCUGGCUCAGAGCGCAAUCACUUCCAGGUCAUUGACGGUAUCCGCAGCAAGGACACAUCAGGCCUGGUCGAAGCUAUCGAAGCAGGUUUUGAUGUGAACUUCAUGGAUGGUGUGGGGCAGACUUUACUAAACUGGGCUGCAGCGUUUGGCACUCCUGAGAUGGUGGAAUACCUGUGUGAAAGAGGUGCGGAUGUGAAUCGUGGUCAGCGCUCAUCAUCCCUGCAUUAUGCAGCUUGCUUCGGACGCCCGCAGAUUGCAAAGUGUUUGCUGGGGUACGGAGCGAAUCCGAACCUCAAGGACGACGACAACAAAACGCCCCUUGAUAAAGCUCGCGAGCGAUCAGAUCCAGGCCACCAGGAGGUCGUACGCAUUCUUGAGAGUCCUGGUGAGUACAUGGUGAGUGCCGACAUCCUGGACACGGAUGAGGAUGUGGAACAUGAAGACGUUGAUGAGGAUGAAGAGGGUGAAUUUGACGAUGGUGGCGAAGAUGAGUGCGACGAGGAUGAAGACGCAAGCAUAGGAGAUCAAGAUCUAAGACGACGUCCACGAGGCAUUGAAGAACCUGUCGACAUCCCCUGGCCUCGUAAAGCUAUUGAGACCGAGAGUCAGCCAGCAGAUGGUGCCAGUUUCCCCAAGGACGGUGACCUGCAUCUAGUGUCACCAUCCUCGUCACUUCAACCACCGCCUGCGUCUCAGCCAAGUGCCGGCGAAGAGGACGGCGAAGAGAGAGUUGCCAGCGACGCUGAUCCUGAAGUCGGCCCGUUGUACCUGCGACGUCUGCUGCCCGUCUUCUCUGGAGCUGCCCAGUCAUCACUGUAUGCAUCUGUGCGGAAACUCAGCGUGACUGUCCUCCGACAAAUGGUGCACUGUGCACCGUCCGAGCUGCUCACUACCGUCUUAUCAGAGGGCAAUGCAAGCAGUCUGAUGUCUGAGGUAGUAGCAGCAGCCCUGACGUCAGAGGAGGACGAUGACAUCGUCUGGCUUGUAGUUCAGCUUCUGCGUGACGCUGUGUCGAAAGCGCCCUCACUGCUAGCAGAAGAUCUGGCACGGCUUGGUGUUCCUGUUCAGCUCCAGUCGCUCGCUGGUGAAGACGAGCCGAAGCAAGAUGAGGCAGCGGCGGCGGCUGCCGCAGCUGCCAACAAAGAACCCGCUCCGGACGGUCCCGAUGCCACCAGCAUCAAGAACGGCGUCGUGUAUAGCUGGCGCCAGUGGCGGCUUGUGACAAACCGCGAGAGUGCAUUCCUGUGGUGCGACUACUGCAUUGUUGAGCUGAGCCGGGGCAGUAACGGCUGGUUCCGUUACAUGUUUGAAAACCGAAUGGCCACAAUGUACUCGAGCGGUACGCCAGAAGUCAGCAGCGAUGUGCUAGCUCGCCAGGAAACCAUCACCAAACUGCAGUCAGCACGCGGCCCAGCCUCUCUAGCCCCGCGGCCGAUUUUAACAUCGCCGGGUGCGACGAAGCUGAAGAUCGGCAGCUGGCAGUUCAGCUCUGCACUGACUGGCACCCUAAGCAUUCACAACGCCGACGGUCCACAGGUGACGCUACUAUCCGAGGAUCGGAACGGCUUUGUGUUCGAGUCCAAGCGGGGAUCAAGCCAUUCUUUCACCCAUGACAAGCCACUGGCUUUGCAAACCUUAGCGAGGAAGUUUGGCAAGAACCAGGAAUCAACCAAGGACAAAAUAAAGGCAGCCGCACGCGAGAUUCUGGAAAAGCACUUGACUGACAGUCACGAGACACGUGCUGUUGUCACGCAGCUUGGCAAGGUGGUGCGUGACUUCCGCUUUGGCUUGGAGUUGCAUGCCGGAAUGAACCCUACUCCUCUCGUUUCGCCGGUCUCGGAAGGCGCCAGCACGGCCGCCACCCCUACGUCGCCCGCACCGUUCCCAUCCCUGUCUACUCGCUCUGCAAGUGCUGCUGGCAGCUACGCAGGCAACGACUGGCAGGAGUGCCUGAGCACGGCGUUCAAAGAGCUGUCCGAAGUGCUCAGCGACGAGAAAGGAGUGUCUGGCUUCGAAGUGGACAGCUCCGGCUUGAUCGGAAUUCUGCUUGAUCUACUGCAGUGUCCUGAGAAAGCAACUAGCGAGAUGAAGAAACAGAUCAAUGAGCGCCUGCGUGCCUUCUUGGAGGUAUUCAAAGGAUCAGGUGACAGCAAGCCGGCGGGUGCGCUGGUGCACAAAAUCGUUGAAGCACUCGAGGCCUGUGAGAGGCUUCCCGUGUUCCUGUAUGAUACGCCUGGAUCGGGAGCCGGCGGCCUUCAGAGCCUGAGCCGUCGAUUUCGAUUCAUCGUGGAGCUCUCGGCAGGAGAGAAGACCUUGAUAGAUCGUACUGGGCGGUCAUUCAGGGCCGAGGCUAACACCACUGUGUCUGCCUUAGAGCGCUUUCUCUCCAAGAUGGUCGGCAAGCAGUGGUUUGACUUUGACAGAUCGACCUUUGCGUAUAUCAAGCAAAUCGAAGACGCGCGUGAUUCCGAUUCCAAACUGAAAUUCCUUCACGUCCAAGACUUUGAUCAGAACGGAAUUCUCUACUGGAUUGGAACGAAUGGCAGAACGGAACGAGAGUGGGUGAAUCCCAAUCAGUACGGCCUGGUGUCUGUGCUGUCGUCGGAUGGUCGCAAUCUCCCGUAUGGUCGGCUUGAUGAUGUGGUGGGUCGUGACACUUGUAACUGCCAUACCAAUGAUGUCAGUCAUGCGUGGUUCAGUGUUGAUCUUGGAGUGUCGGUGAUACCAUCCGCGUACAGUCUCCGUCACUCUCGUGGCUACAAUCGGUCGGCUCUCCGAGACUGGGACUUCCAAGUAUCUUGCGACGGCAAUGAAUGGUUGACUUUGAAGUCCCACAAGGGUGAUGAUGCCCUUACUGAUCCCGGUUCCAUGCACACAUGGCAUUUGACAGAUGUGCCGGCAACAGAGGAGGGCUGGCGUCACAUGCGCAUCCAAAUCACUGGUCCGAACUCCAGUGGCCAGACACACUAUCUCUCACUCUCCGGCUUUGAGGUCUAUGGUACUGUCGUCCAAGUGGCGCAAGAUCAACUGGGUAAAGCUGCAAGAGAAGCUGAGGCAUACGUACGCAAAUGUCGACGCUACUACCGCCGUUUUAUUGUACCACUGAUCACGAAGGGAGCGCGGGUACGACGGGGCCUGGAUUGGAAGUGGCGUGACCAGGAUGGCUCUCCACCCGGUCCUGGCAGAGUCAGCGGCGUACUCAGAAAUGGUAGGUCAUCAGGACCUCCGUCCGUCCAACCCACGGCACAUGUACAUGUUCAGCUCCUUACUUCUGAUUUGCCAUCGGCUGUUGCUCUGAGGUUGCAAGAGCAAGAGCAUGUUGUCCUGACGUGUGGAGCAGCGUUUCAGCUCGCUCAGGGCCGUGCAUCGCUGGGCAAUUCCUAUCGGAUGGGGGCAGAAGGCAAGUUUGAUCUGACUCUGGCGUCAGAAGACGACGGUGGCCCAGCUGAGGAUGUUCUCCCACCUAUGCCCACCAUGGACAAAACUCCUCUCUCCUCAGGCUGCUUAUCAAGAAAGGGUAGUACAAGAACAACAGACUCAUCGACAUCUGCCUCAGCCACAGCCUCUCCCCUCCUUCAGAAGCGAUCCAGCACAUCUGUAACGUCUUCGACAUCGUCUAAAAGUCAGUCGUCAACUGAUGACUCGCAACCGUCCACAUAUGCCGGCGCUGCUGCAACUGCCACAAAUGCUUUUGCCGAAGACAGCAGUAGUGCUAAAGCAUCAGACCCUGCGCUACCAGCAUCAGACUCAGCUGGUGAUGACGUGAAACCAUCAGCUGCAGAGCCAUCGGUCGAGAAAUCUGGUAGUGCUGUGGCAGACGGUACAACUGAUGCUGAUGCAGUUAAGGUGCGUGAAGAGGAUGUGUCAUCAACAGAAGCUAGCAGCGGCAACGACGGCAGCAGCAGCAACAGUGGCGGCGGCAGCAGCAACGACGGAGGCAACGGCGGUGGCAGAAGCAGCAGCAGCGAGAGCAGUGGGAGUAGUGCUGUGCAGGCCAUUUGCGCAUCCUCCUCUGGGUCCUCCUCAACGUCAGCAUCUUCGGUGGAAGCUACCCAGUCUAAACGUGAUGGCUUAGCAGCAGCGGUGGCAGCAGUAGCAGAAGCAGCCCUAGUUGCAGUAGAAGCAGCAUCGGGAGCCUCGGAAGCCGAAGCAGAGGCAAGAGCAAGAUUGGCCAAGCUCCAAGGAUCUGAUAUUGAUGAACUAGUUGCGGUUGAUGAAUAUGUUAGUGUUUUGGCAGAAGGCGUGCCUCCGGACGAGAAUGAUGAAGACUAUGACAACUACCAUGAGGAUGCUGAGGAGGAGGAGGAGGAAGAUGAUGAGGAAGGAGAUGGUGACAACCAUCAGCGUCACUGGGAGGAGGACAUUGUUCUUUGCCGUCACUACGCUUCACUGCUUCCCACGUUUGACCCGCGCCCGGGCCGCACCAAUGUCGCUCAGACGCAGGAUUUGGAUGUGCCACCGCCUGGUACUCCUGAUGAUACUCUGGAUCAGCUGCGUCUCAACCGAGCCAGCAAUCGUCCACAGCUAGCUCUCUUCAUGAAAGUCAAGGAUACACCUGGGCUGGCCGAGAUGCCCGAGAUGAUGUUGCGACAUGAUGAGACCGUCUUCUGCGCUGUGCAACGCUACUUCCAGCGUGCACAGGCAUGUGGGAAACUGGACCGAAAUCGCCGCAUCUGGGAGCCAGCUUAUUCUCUGCGUUACCGCAAGUUUGAUGAGGAGGACGAAAAUGAGCACUACCAGUACAUCAUUGAGCCGCCGCCACCCAAGGCCAAGUGGACGGUGUUUCACGUCGAGUCCACCCUCGGCUCGCAGGACUUUCCCAAGUCUGAGAUGAUCUCGUAUCUACAGAAGCAUGCCAAUCCCGAAUGGCUGAAACAGUGGCAGCUGGUCGGUACUGUGCGUGCACUGCGCAAGGGGCGCAACUGCUCCCAGCUCGUUGCUGCUUACAAGGAUUUCUGCGGCAAGCCUAUGGUGACAUCUGGCGAUCUGCAGUUAGACGUGCUGGACAGUCCGUUGGUCGAGGUGGCACCCUAUCUGCACUUGCUGCGACUGCUCUUUCACCUGGCCAGCUCACCUAUUGUCGUACCACCUGCUGAUGGGGAGAGUGAAUUCGACGUUCUUCUUCUUCCUGUCUCGCUGGAUGACUUUGUCAGCAAGAAAAUCACCAACAAGCUGCUGCAGCAAGUUCAGGAUCCGCUGGCCAUCUCCAGUGAUGCCUUGCCGAGUUGGUGUGAACACCUGGUAGCCGUCUGUCCCAUGCUCUUCCCGUUCGACGUGCGGCAGAUGUUCUUCGCCGCGUCGGCAUUUGGAGUAACACGUUCUGUAGUAUGGCUGCAAAACAAGCGAGACCAGCAGCUAUCGGAGCGAAGUCGUGGCGGCUCAUCACGGCACGACGAUAUGGAGUUCAGGCUCGGUCGGCUGAAGCACGAGCGUGUGAAAGUGCCUCGCGGUGAUGAUGUUCUCAACUGGGCCGUAAACAUCAUGCGUGUGCAUGCCGAGCACAAGAGCAUACUGGAAGUGGAGUUCGAAAACGAGUAUGGCACUGGACUCGGCCCGACGCUGGAAUUCUAUGCCUUGGUCUCGGCGCAGCUACAGCGGAAAGACCUUGGCAUGUGGCUGGUGGACGACGAUGCUCCUAAUGACCUGGAAAGAGAGGUUGACAUAGGCAGUGGAGUACGUCAGGCUGGUUACUACGUACAGCGGCACGGCGGUCUGUUCCCUGCGCCCUACCCACAGGACUGGCCCGGUCUGGAUUCCAUCGUACGCCUCUUCCACUUCCUAGGAACAUUCCUGGCAAAGUGCUUGCAAGAUAAUCGCCUGGUGGACAUUCCACUGUCCAAUGCUUUCCUAAAGCUUCUGUGCAGCGGACAGGCUGGCGUGAGUAGCGAUGGCUACACGCUGUCAAGUUGCUUCACUACUCCAGUGCCGUCUUACAUGACACCGGUGCCUGAGCUAGACACGCCAGUCCGGACGCCCACGGACAAGGCGCCGACGCCGCUGGGAGGCUCAAACCUGCCGUUGACGAGGAGUGCUAGCGGCUUCACGGAUAAUCUGUCUGGAGCACCGUCACCCAUCCGCUGGUCCGGCUGGACACCACCGCCUGGCCUCCGCUCACCAGUGGCUGCAGCUAAUCCCACCAGUCAAUCUUGGUACAGCGACAUACUCACGUCAAUUGAUCACGAAGCUGUCGACUCGUACCGUGCCAAGUUCCUGGAUCAGCUCCGCACCCUCGAUGCCAAGCGGAAAGAGCUAGCUGCAUCCGGACCGGCAGAAGAGACGGAGCAAGCGAUUGCUAGUCUCAAGUUGUCUAUGCCCAACGGGGAUGAGGCUGCCUUGGAAGACAUGUGCCUGACAUUCACUUUUGACCCACCAUCGAAGGUGUACGGCUACUCGGCACAUGAUCUUCUACCGGAUGGCAGUGAAAUGGAUCUGACAAUGGAGAACUGUGGUCGCUAUGUGGAGGUCGUCAGUGACUUCUGCAUGGACAUUGGAAUACGCAAACAAAUGGAUGCGUUCAGAGCUGGCUUCAACGAGGUUUUCCCCAUUGACCGGCUGCAAGUGUUCACGCCGCAUGAACUGCGCUUGAUCCUCUGCGGCGAGCAGGCCCCGUCGUGGACACGCGACGAACUGCUCAAGUACACGGAGCCGAAAUACGGCUACGAACGCGACAGUCCUAGCUACCUGCGCCUUAUUGAUGUGCUUAGCGAAAUGACAGCCGACGAACGCAAAGCAUUCCUGCAGUUCGCCACUGGGUGCUCGUCACUUCCACCGGGUGGACUGGCCAAUCUCCAUCCACGCCUUACAGUGGUGCGCAAGGACGAGCCCGGCUUCCCAUCGGUGAAUACCUGCGUACACUACCUGAAGCUGCCCGAUUACCCGACAGCCGAGUUGCUGAAAGAGCGCCUCUUGGCGGCCACCAUUGAGAAGGGAUUUCAUCUCAACUAAACUCCUUUUCCUAUGCAUAGUUUGGUCAUGGGAGUCAAUAUAACCUGUUCAUAGCUCUUUUCCUUCGUUUGUACUUUUUUUGAUGCUCAUCAACUUGUUGCUGCUGGUGGUGUGUGCUUCUGUGUCUUGUGCUUGCUAAGUUAAACCUCCGAUUCUUUUAGCAUGGCUGCUGUCUCUGCUAGCGUCAAGGGUCGGUAGUAAUUUUGUCUUAUGCCGCUCUUGGGUGUGUGCGUGUGUGGGUGUGAGGGCAUGCGUGCAUUUUCUAACUAACCCUGGGUAUGUUUGUAUAUGCGUGUGUGUGUGUGCAUGGUGUGUGUUUGCUUGUGGUGUGUGCAUACAAUACAUAGAUGCAUUGCUCAGAACUGCUGCCGCUGCUGCUGCUGCUGCCUAGUAUAUUCUUUGUUCUUGCUGUGCUGUCUCCAUGUCUGUGUUGCUUCUGCUUUCUCCGCUCCGCUCACGAUCUUUAUCUGAGCUGUGUUGCAUCAGUCUGUGAACUGGGCAUAUAUGUCACUCUGACUGGUUUGGUUUUGUUCCUCUAUUUUUUUGCUCGUCGUACCCCAGUCGAAUAGUGGCGUUUUAAUCUAUUUUAACACCCCCACCCCUCUUUUCCAGUGCCAGCCUGUCAACCGCCCUUUUCCUUUCUUUCUCUUUUUUUUUAAUCCCCAGCGCUACCUCUGUUUGUGGCCUGUAAUCCACCUUGCUUUCUGAACUCGGCUGCCUAUGACACUUUACUCAUUCAGAUAUGAUUUCUUCUACCGUGUGUUCUAUGUUCACAUGAUCAUUUUUCUUUCUACACUCUCUUAUUCUCUGUGUACAAAUGCUCAAAUCCGUAUUUUUCCCCUUGUCCUGGCACGUCGUUGAACCAGUCUUGCAGCCGGA
Molecule: messenger RNA, 9133 nt
Organism: Sycon ciliatum
Lineage: Eukaryota; Metazoa; Porifera; Calcarea; Leucosolenida; Sycettidae
Product: E3 ubiquitin-protein ligase HECTD1-like
Exons: 49
Coding region: 257-8254 (2665 amino acids)
Biological process (GO): protein K63-linked ubiquitination; anatomical structure development; proteasome-mediated ubiquitin-dependent protein catabolic process
Cellular component (GO): nuclear speck
Molecular function (GO): protein binding; metal ion binding; ubiquitin protein ligase activity
Source: RefSeq, a predicted model, not a curated record